GAACAAAACAAGGAGCAGCUCAGUACAUCUUCAAUCCAAAUUUAAUGAAAUGGACCGCCGCUCGAGAUUUCUGCAGAAAAAAAUUCACAGACCUGGUCAGCCUGAGGAAUGACGCAGAAUACACGGCAGUCCAGGAAGUAGCCAAUGGGACAGCAGUAUUUGUUGGUCUCUUCAGAGACCCGUACGACUGGUCACACCUGACUGACUCCUCACUAAGGUACUGGAGGGAAUCCCAACUGGUAAAUACAGAAUAUCAUCAAAAUUGUGUUGCAAUGCUGAAGACUGAAUCUGGAAAAUGGGGAGACGGGAACUGUACAGAAGUUCAUCCUUUCCUCUGCAAAUGCAUACAAACCAAACUGCAGUUCAUAAAACUGAGGAUCAGCCUGCAGGACUCAAGUUUGGAUCUGAAUGACCCUGCAGUGCAAAACAGCAUCUUGGAGCAAAUGAAGCAAAGGCUGGGUGGAAAUGUAAGUGGUGUCAACAAUCUUAAGUGGAAAAAACACUCAGAUGGAAGAGUUUUCAUCAAGGAGACAGAGGAAGACAACCCAUGAGAGGAAUACAGCAGGACUGCUAAGAUUCUGACUCGAUGAUGUAGAAGCACCAACCAGGGUGGUAACGAAGAAAAAAACUUUUCAAUAGGAAUGCUCCAUUUAGUCGCUAAUAAUAUAAUGAUUAUCUUCAAUAACUUUGUGAGCUAUUAGAUCUUUUAAUCUUUGCAUGCCUCUUAUUUUUUUUAGCAAAUUCAGAAAUCCAAGCAUAUCAUCUAUCAAUAUGUCCUGCUUUCAUCCUGAGAAUUUCAUCUGUCAUUUGAUUUAGAGCCUCCUGUGUAGAAGACAUACACAUUAACAUGUGCACCAUUAAGACUAAGAUUAUUUUCUGUCAACUUCAUAAUGGACUGGUCCAUAAAAAAUAACACAAUUACAACAGGAUUAAGCACUAACAUGGAAAAUAUGAAAUAAAUUAGCAAUAAUAUGCGUCCAGUAAGCUCUAACAACCAAAAAUGUAAGUCCUUCAUGUACAUUAGUUUUACUUCAAAGCAAUACUCAGAGGGAACUGAAGAGUAUUUCAAGAACCUCUGGAGAAAAUGAAUGCUGGCAUCUCUGAAGUUUGAUGGAUCUAGACCAACACCAGACAUUGUUGAACUUCCUUCAGGUUAACCAACUGUCAACUAUUGCUACUGCAGUGUUUCAAACUGUCAGCAGCCAUAUUGGAUUUUGGGGACAGGGUUGAUGAGAUGACCUUUGAGUUUAAUUUUCCUGCUAGGAAUUUUUAGUUGAAUGUUUUGCUACAGACAUGCAUGCAUUUUUAAUAUUUUUUCUGUUUUUGUGUGGGAAUAAGUCCAGCUCCAGUUUUGGUAUUGUUUCAAAACACCUUCACAGUGUCUUAGAAAACUUUAGAAUUUAUAUUAAUUCCUGUAUAAAGAUGUGUUAUUUGUAAUGAUUUAAGAACUACUGCAUCAUUGUAAGGUAUGACACAGUCAGUAGGUUUGGAUAUUGAUAAAUGGUUUUAAACAAAGUUUUUGCCAAUUAUUUGUCUUGUAGAUACAUAACUA
Messenger RNA from Poecilia latipinna (sailfin molly), 1552 nucleotides. RefSeq names its product C-type lectin BML-2-like. NCBI's taxonomy places the organism in Eukaryota, Metazoa, Chordata, Actinopteri, Cyprinodontiformes, Poeciliidae. The annotation marks the transcript as partial. The record is from RefSeq and is a predicted model, not a curated record. The transcript is spliced from 3 exons.